GAGUAGUCAAUUGAUCACUUGAUCGUGUUUAUAUUGCAUUACGGCACAUAUAUUUUUCAUUUAAGCUCUCUAUUGUAAAAAUACCUUUCCACUAUCAUCGACUGUUCAUCGUGUUGUCGUGUUUCGGCAAUGCUCGCAGCUUCCGUUCGCCGAAGUUCGCAUGCUCUGCGAACCUCAUCUCGACUAAGCUAUCUUGAGAUUUGGAAUUUUGCUCAUUCCAGAGGCCUCGGCCGUCAAACUAAGGAUAUCGAAGGCAUCACAGUUCAACUUGAGCGGUAUAAAACUGCAGUCGAGUUUCCGAAUGCAACGCAUACUUUUCCAUCCUUAUUGCAAGAUGCAAAGCCGGGGGAUACGGUUGUCCUCCACGGCUACCUGGGAAAUAGAGCAGACAUAUCUAAGAAGCUAUCAUUUGUCAGGUUAACCGAUCCAACGAUGCGACAAAAUAUUCAGAUCAUAUCCUCUGCGAAAACUGGUUCCCAUCAGCAAUUGAAGUCUAUUCCCAGUAAUAGCCCUGUUGCGAUCCAAGGAACACUUCAAGCGAAAAAGGGAAGUGGUGCGGGGGACCGCGAGAGCAAAGAGGUUGAGAAGAUCGAUAGUCUUGAGAUCAACCUAACAGAUAUUUGGCUCCUCAACGACUUUUCCAAGGAUAUCAUCAUGACAUCUGAGACCGUGUUCCCAGCAGAACAAAGGCACCUGCAGUUGCGAUCGGACCGAAGCCUUCGUGAAGCACUUCGGUUUCGCUCAGAGGCGCGCAAAGUCUGCAGAGAGGAGCUCGAGAACAAUUCGGCUCCGUUUAUUGAGAUAGAGACGCCAUUGUUGUUCAAAUCUACACCUGAAGGUGCACGGGAAUUCAUAGUUCCCACUCGUCGCAAGGGCUUGGCAUAUGCCCUGCCUCAAAGCCCGCAGCAGUAUAAACAGAUUCUCAUGGCAAGCGGUAUACCUCGAUAUUAUCAAUUCGCACGCUGUUUUAGAGAUGAGGAUUUGAGAGCUGAUAGACAGCCCGAAUUCACUCAACUCGAUCUAGAAAUGUCAUUUGCUACUGGCGAAGAUGUCAUGGGGGCUAUUGAAAAAGUAAUUCGGAGGCUAUGGUCGAGCCUUCUCGGUAUAGAUCUUGGCACUGAACCAUUCACGAGGAUGCCUUACCAGGAAGCCAUGAGUCGCUUUGGGUCUGAUAAGCCUGAUGCCCGUCUAGGAAUGGAGAUCAUCAGACUUGACUAUGUGCUACCAGUGGAUCUUGUUCAAAAGAUUUCGCCUCUCACAAACCCCAUUGUGGAAGCUUUCAAGCUAGAAAGUGAAGAUAAUGACCCAUCUAAAACAUUAGAGCUCAUUACCCGCUUCCUUGACUCCCCCGCCGGUGCAGAGUUCAAUAAGAACCCAGACGGCGGUCCCGGAAUAUUUGUGUACGACGCCAAGAGACCUCUACGUGGUCUCAUGCCAUUUGGCUUUGAGGCUGCAGAGCGAGUGGAAGAACUUUUAGAACCGGAUCACGGUGACCUUAUUGUUUUGCAGGCACGCAAAAAUGCUCCAUUCUCCGGAGGAUCAACUCCCUUGGGAGACCUUCGAAAGGCUCUUCAUUCUGAAGCUGUUAAGGCAGGGAUUAAGGAGGCACCAACCGGAUUCAGUUUCUUAUGGGUUGUGGAUUUCCCACUGUUUUCGCCAAUUGACGAGAACGAACCGGGCCAAGGAGGUACAGCGGGUCUCGCAUCUACACAUCACCCUUUCACAGCACCCAAAUCAGCCGCUGAUGUUGAUCUCAUGGUUACCGAUCCUGCAGCAGUAGUAGCUGACCAUUACGACCUAGUUGUCAACGGCGUCGAAUUGGGAGGUGGAAGUCGCCGUAUCCACGAUGCUCGUGUACAGGAAAUUGUUUUUAGGGAUAUACUCAAGAUGCCAGAGUCGCGCCUAACUGAGUUCUCGCAUCUACUCGAAGCACUAAAAGCUGGAUGUCCACCUCAUGCAGGUAUCGCACUUGGAUUCGACAGAUUGAUUGCCGUCAUGCUAGGCAAGGAAUCUGUUCGCGAUGUAAUUGCAUUCCCCAAGUCGGGCAAAGGAGAGGAUGUUAUGGUGGGCUCUCCGAGUGAGUUGUCUGAAGAGGCUUUGGACACCUACCAUCUCCGUCUCAGGUAAUGGCCGUUCUUUGAGGGUCUUGAAUGCAAAAGAGUCGCUUUUAGCGCAGUGUAUUAUAUGUACCAUAUGCAAUAUACGAAAUACUCA
Messenger RNA from Talaromyces stipitatus ATCC 10500, 2214 nucleotides. Its product is annotated as aspartyl-tRNA synthetase, putative. The record is from RefSeq and is a predicted model, not a curated record. The transcript has 4 exons. Gene Ontology annotation, biological process: aspartyl-tRNA aminoacylation. Bases 130 to 2127 code for a protein of 665 amino acids. Gene Ontology annotation, molecular function: ATP binding; aspartate-tRNA ligase activity. Lineage: Eukaryota; Fungi; Ascomycota; Eurotiomycetes; Eurotiales; Trichocomaceae. Gene Ontology annotation, cellular component: cytoplasm; mitochondrion.